Molecule: messenger RNA, 780 nt
Organism: Kogia breviceps (pygmy sperm whale)
Lineage: Eukaryota; Metazoa; Chordata; Mammalia; Artiodactyla; Physeteridae
Source: RefSeq, a predicted model, not a curated record
CAAGCAACUGGACUUUAUUCUUUCCUGACCUUUGCUCCUGUGACACACUCUUCCUGGCUGACACUGUCACCCCUUCAGAGCAGGACUGCUCUUCUCUAGGGAAGCUGGAAAGGAAACAGCCAUGGCCAAGGACAUCCUGGGGGAAGCAGGGCUGCACUCUGAUGAGCUGAACAAGCUGUGGGUGUUGGACCCAGAGGUUACCCAGCAGACCACAGAGCUAAAGGAAGAGUGCAAGGACUUUGUGGACAAAAUUGGCCAGUUUCAGAAAAUAGUUGGUGGUUUAAUUGAGCUUGUUGACCAACUUGCAAAAGAAGCAGAAAAUGAGAAGAUGAAGGCCACUGGUGCUCGGAACUUGCUCAAAUCUAUAGCAAAACAGAGAGAAGCCCAACAGCAGCAACUCCAGGCACUAAUAGCUGAAAAGAAAAUGCAGCUUGAAAGGUAUCGGGUUGAAUAUGAAGCUCUGUGUAAAGUAGAAGCAGAACAAAAUGAAUUUAUUGACCAAUUUAUUUUUCAGAAAUGAACUGAAAAUUUCAUUUUCUAGCAGGAGGGCAAAACAAAGAAAAAAAACCCCACAACCCCCAAACCAAAAAAACCUCUGCACCAAUCCAGUGACUUGACUAACGACCCAAGUGUGUUGUGUGAGAUGGUGUGUGAGGAAUGCAGCAUCUCUGAAGGCAAUAAAACAAAUCUGGGGGAACUUGUUUCAGACGUCAGUGCCUAUCUGCAGGCGAACACCCAGAGGCCAUGGUGGUCCAGGUUCUCACCUCAUGCAUUCUCAGU